UCCUCCCGUCAGUCCUUCCUUCCUGCGGCGCCUGCUCGCUUCGAGGUAUGGGGCAGCGCCUCCGGCCCGUCAGCACCACCUGAGGAUCCCGGAAGUCGCCCCCGCCAUGGAAGACGACCAGGAGCUGGAGAGGAAAGCAAUAGAAGAACUCCUUAAAGAGGCAAAACGUGGGAAAACAAGAGCAGAGACAAUGGGACCUAUGGGCUGGAUGAAGUGUCCUCUUGUUGGUACAAAUAAAAGAUUUCUAAUUAACACAAUUAAGAACACGCUGCCCUCCCAGAAAGAGCAAGACCAAGAACAAAAAGAGGGCAGUGAGGAACCUGCGAAAAGCCAGGACCAGAAGGAGGAAAGCCGGCAGAAGCACAGAACCCACCCAUACAAGCACAGGGUCCACGCUCGGGGCCCUGCCCGUCAUUCUCCGCCGGGGAAGCGGCGCAGCCCGGAGAAGUCCCAGAAGCGAUCCAGCAAGCGGUGAGGCAGGGACGCAGGGUGAGCGCGACCGUCCCAGCACCCGGGCCUGGGCUGGUGCAGAGACGGGGCUGAGGACGGGCCCGCGCUGGCAGCGCAAACACCCAAGAGGGAUUUUCCAGCAGGGCCGCUGUCAUGACAGCGGAAGAUCACCUGAGGCUCCGAGGAAAGAGUUCAAAGGGAACGCUCUGAAGACGCCUUGGCAAGUUUAAGCUGCUUCAGCGGUGUAGUAUACAUACGCAUUGAUUUUAUUCUGUCUUGUUUGGAAGUUGGUUUCAAAAUAAAUCUUAAAAGUUUUCAGAGAUUAUUAAAACUAGUUCCACUUA
Messenger RNA from Orcinus orca (killer whale), 794 nucleotides. Its product is annotated as protein POLR1D-like. The record is from RefSeq and is a predicted model, not a curated record. Lineage: Eukaryota; Metazoa; Chordata; Mammalia; Artiodactyla; Delphinidae. Bases 107 to 475 code for a protein of 122 amino acids. The transcript has 3 exons.